Messenger RNA from Prorocentrum cordatum, 1383 nucleotides. Lineage: Eukaryota; Dinophyceae; Prorocentrales; Prorocentraceae. The record is from the annotation of a GenBank genome assembly.
AUGCGGGUCCGCGAAGCCCGCAGUCAUCACGCCGACGAACACCCCACAGGCGACCAUGCUGACCAUGGAGAGGCGGCCCAGCAGCAGGGCCUGAUAGGGGUUGCGCAGCAGCCACAACAGCAGCAGCUGGUCGGGAGCCAGCCACAGUUUGCCCAGCAGCAACCGCAGUACGCGCAGCCGCAGCAGCAGCCGCAGUUCGCGCAGCAGCAGCUGCAGCACCCGCAGCAGGCUGCCCAGCUGCAGGCGCAGCCCCAGCAGGUCCAGCAGGUGGUCCUCACGCAGGUAGCCGUGGAUCAGUUCGGCCAACCGAUCUAUCAGGACGCGAGCGGCAACUACUUCGACCAGACCGGUCAGCAGGUGAUGAUCGCUGGCCAGCAGCCCGCCGCCCAGCAGAUGGCACCGCAGCAGCUGGUCCAGCCGGGAAUGGCGCAGCAGGGCUUCCCCGCGCAGGCCUUGCCGGACGGUCCUGAGGCGGAGGCGAGGAAGGAGGUCGACGACAAGCAACUGGAGUUCGCCAAGUACGUCCUGGAGCUCCAGAAACACAAGUACGGGGAGGACCAGCCGCAGCUCCUGGAGUGCGCGGCAAUCGUCGACCAGGCGGAGGUGGCCAAGAGCACGGACGGGAACUUGGGCGUGUGCCAGAUCCUCAUGCGCCUCUCCGACACGGGGCGGAAGCUCGAGCGUGCGCAGGGCCGCAUCGACGCCAUCGAGUUCAAGGACCACUGUGGCAAGAAGAAGGAGCUGGAGGAGGCUCGGGACCAGGCGCAGCUGCGCGUGGCGAGCGCAAUGCUCCAGGCGAUCCCAGCAGGGGCGGCCCGUGGGCGCGCGAUCCGAGGCGCGCUCGCGAAGACCGUCGAUGCCGGGGGGCUCAACGAGCACACCGAGGCCAGUCUCAAGGCCGAGGUGGAGGCGGCCGUCGAGGUGCUGACCACGCUCAUGGAGCGGGUGGCGGCCCAGCCCCCACCCCCGCCGCCCGCGGCACUGGCCGCGGCCUCAGCGACUGCAAGCGCUGGGGCGCCUGCUGUUGGCAGUGGCGCUGCUGAUGCGCCCAUGGACCCUGCAGAGGAGCCAGUUGCACCCGACCCUACCGACGACGAGCAGGAGUUCUGGGCCAGCAUCGGCCUGGGUGCAGCAGCCGCCGCAGAGGGCGCCGAAGGGCGCGAUGACUUGCUGGCCUGGCGCAAGCGGGCCUGGGAGGCCACCAGCGCUGCGCACAAGAAGGCGCGCGACGGCGAGGAGGACGCGUUCAAAAUGCUGGCGCAGCUCGGGCAGGACCCUCUCAGGGCGCAUUGCGAUUGCAAGGACACUGUGAGGUGUGCACGCGACGAGCCUUUCGCCAUGCGCGAGGCCAACGUGCGGCGGCACCUCUGGUCAGCGUGGUGA